AUGUUGGGUGUGGACCUAAGGACAGGGAGAGGGGAAGGUGGUGGAAAUGCGGGGGGUGGAGGUGUGGUGGAACACUCCAAGAGUGACUCCCACCUGUGUGUGGGAAAGGACUACUUGCGAAAGAGUCACAGUGACCCCACUCCUGAUUCUCCCAGCAUCCACCGACAUCAAAAGCGCCAUAGUGUCACCUCCAAGUGCAUCCUCAAGUUCGACGAUUAUUCCUACGUUAUCGAGCAGGGAUCCCUGAAGAUCCUCCGACGAUCCAGUUCUCGUAGCCGGGCCAUGGAGAGACAGAUGCAUGUCCAAGAGGAACCCGCUACCCCUCACCCUCAGGGACACGGUCGCGAGGACCAUGCCAAAAAGGAAGACAACUCGGUUCGGUCACCCGAGUCCUGUAACAAAGCCGCCAUCAGGCUUCGAGAGGCGAUGAAGGACCUGAAGGAGGGAAUGGGAUCCGAGAUGAAGGAUCCUGGGACCGUGAUGGAACACCUUCAAUACGCUGUCCACGUCCUCGAGGAACUCUACAAACAAGAACAGAGGAAACUACUCCGUUCCGAUCCGGAUGAGGAACAAGAACGGGGCAAGGACGUCGUCAAACGUGGAAAUGAACCUUGGUAUACGCAUUGUUGUAGGAGGACGCUGGAGGAUGAGGAUGAGUUGUCCGAGGUGGAGCCUGCGUUGGUGCCACCAGAAGUCCGGGCGUGGCUCGCAUCCACGUUCACGAAGGGAAGCAGGGAAGGAACGCGGCGGAGACCGGACGAGAAACCGCGGUUCCGGUCCGUUGCCAAUGCCAUCCGGGCUGGCAUUUUCGUCGAGAGGAUCUCUCGACGACCCUCUGCCGCCCAUUACCUUCACUACCCUCCCGGGGUCACCAUCUUGUUUAAGCACUUGGACGAAUGGAACUUCGAUGUGUUCGCCUUGCACGAAGCCUCCGGUGGAGCCCCGCUCAAGUUCCUCGGAUAUGAACUCCUCAAUCGAUACGGCCUCCUUCACAAGUUCAAGAUCCCGUCGAGCGUCCUGGUUAACUUUUUGACUCACAUGGAGUCUGGUUACCUGAAGCACGGGAACCCGUACCACAACAACAUCCACGCCACGGAUGUGACCCAGACCGUCCAUUACGCUCUUUACUCCGCCGGCCUCAUGAACUGGAUGUCGGAUUUGGAGGUGUUUGCGUCCCUCUUGGCUGCCAUCUCGCACGAUUACGAGCACACGGGGACGACGAACAAUUUUCACGUCAAUUCUGGCUCGUCCGUCGCCCUUCUCUACAACGAUCGGGCCGUCCUCGAGAACCACCACGCCUCUGCCAUGUUCAGGUUGCUGAAGGAAGAGGAGUGCAACGUCCUUCGAAGUCUGACUAAGGAGGAGUAUCGAGAGUUCCGGUCCCUGGCGAUCGACAUGAUCCUCGCCACAGACAUGUCCUCGCACUUCCAACAGGUGAAGAGCAUGAAGGGGAUGCUGAGUGGUCCCGGCCCAGAGACGAGGGUGGACAAAGGGAAGGCAUUGUGCUUGGUUCUCCACUGCUCGGAUAUCUCCCACCCUGGGAAGCGCUGGAGGCUCCAUCAUCCCUGGACCAUGAGGCUCAUGGAAGAAUUUUUCCGGCAGGGGGACAUGGAAUCCCUCCUAGGCCUCCCUUAUUCCCCGCUCUGUGACCGGAAUAAUACACACGUCGCGGAUGCCCAGAUCAGUUUCAUCGACUUCAUCGUAGAACCCAGCUUCCUCGUCUUGGGCGACAUGUUGGAGAAGCUCGUCCCGUCCAACACAAAACACAUCGCCGAGGAACAAUCCGGUUCGUCUUCGUCGAAGAAAACUUGGCCGUGGCAUCUGGAGAUGGCGAAAAAUCGACAGCUUUGGUCAGAGGAAGCUGCCAAAGUGGGGAAGGAAGGAGAGGGAACUGGUGGGAUCACCCUGGUGGCCAUCUUUGGCGGAGUCUUCAUCCUCCAAGGGGACAUCCUCGUCGCCGGCAUUAAAGUGUCGCACGUGGGUGGGAUCCCCCUCCUCUUGCUCCCUCUUGCCCUACGCUCCCUUCUCACCCGGAAACAACAAGGUCGGGAAGGGGAGGAGCGAUCGGAGCAGGAUGAGACGCCGUGGAGACUCUCACCAUCUUUUGCUGCCUCAGUCCAUCACUCCCCAGGGGACUCGAUUUGA
Messenger RNA from Darwinula stevensoni, 2145 nucleotides. The record is from the annotation of a GenBank genome assembly. Lineage: Eukaryota; Metazoa; Arthropoda; Ostracoda; Podocopida; Darwinulidae.